This is a messenger RNA of Malassezia sympodialis ATCC 42132, 642 nucleotides long. It is a transcript of the gene ERD2, whose product is annotated as Erd2p. Gene Ontology annotation, biological process: protein retention in ER lumen. The record is from RefSeq and is a predicted model, not a curated record. Gene Ontology annotation, molecular function: ER lumen protein retrieval receptor activity. Gene Ontology annotation, cellular component: membrane. Lineage: Eukaryota; Fungi; Basidiomycota; Malasseziomycetes; Malasseziales; Malasseziaceae.
AUGAAUAUCUUCCGCCUUCUGGGUGAUUUAUCGCAUCUGAGCUCCAUUUUGAUCUUGUUGCACAAGAUCAUCACGAGCCGAUCAUGCCGAGGUAUCUCGUUCAAGACACAGAUGCUGUAUUUUAUCGUAUUCCUGACGCGGUAUAUCUACCUGUUCCAGCCCCUCAGUGCCUACCUGAUCCUGAUGAAGAUCUUCUUUAUUGGCAGCACAGGGUAUAUCCUAUAUCUCAUCAAGGUGGAAUACAAGACUCGCCAUGAAGCGGAUAUCGACUCGAUUCGUCUCGAAUGGUUGCUAGGCGGACCGGCCAUCCUCGCGCUCCUCUUCCACUACGAAUUCUCGAUCAAGGAAAUCCUGUGGGCUUACAGUAUCUUCCUUGAGGCUGUGGCCAUUUUGCCGCAAAUGUUCUUGCUACAGCGCCUCGGCGAGGCGGAGACGAUCACGACGCACUAUAUUUUUGCACUGGGUGCCUACCGUGCUCUGUACAUCCUCAAUUGGAUCUACCGUCUUAUCUUUGAGCCGAAGCACCACUUUGACUACAUUGCUUUUGUCGCCGGUCUCGUCCAGACAGGUUUGUAUGGCGACUUUUUCUACAUCUAUUUCAACCAAGUCGUCCAAGGCAAAAAAUUCGAACUUCCCGCAUAA